This is a messenger RNA of Castor canadensis (American beaver), 2513 nucleotides long. The record is from RefSeq and is a predicted model, not a curated record. NCBI's taxonomy places the organism in Eukaryota, Metazoa, Chordata, Mammalia, Rodentia, Castoridae.
AUGCUGCAUGAAGCAAGGGACAGGCAGAAGCUCGUUGAUGAUGUUCAGCAUCUGCGGGACAUGCAACAUAAGGUGGACUCUGAAUAUCAGGCUUGUUUGAGACGACAGGAAUACAGAAGAGAUCCAAACGAGAAGAAACGAGAUCAGUUUUGGGGACAAGGGACAAGUGAGCGAUUUCAGUUUUCAAGUGGAUCAUCUUCCAAACAGAGUUCUAGUGAGGAGGAUUAUCUAACUGAACCAAAAUGGACCAAGAUGCCUUCAGUAACGUGUGAUUCCAGACUUCCUGCAAUUGACCAAACAUCCGUCAAGCAGAAACAUAAAAGUACCAUGACUCCAAGGAAACUAGAGAAAGUAGGCCCCAGCAAACCUUCUCCAGAUCAGUCAAAGAAAGAUUUAUUAAGGAAGAGGAGGCCAAAUCUGGGGAGAUUAACAGUGAGCCCAGAAAUGUACAGCCCAAGAGCAACUGGGGAGAGAAGCAGACAGAAAUCGCAGCUACCAGUGAAGGUGCCGGCUGUCCUGGGAAUAGAUCCAGUUGUUCAACAAGAAGGCCCAAUGUGUGCAGGUGAGACCAAGCUGAAGAGGCCAACUCAAGAGGGAAGAAACUUGACCUUGUCUUCACAGCUGAUGAGGACACCUGAGAAACCCGUUGAGAGAGCCAAAAAAGGAGAGCCAAGUGCCGACCCCCAGAAAAAGCCCUAUUCAGCCCUAUCCCAGCCCUUCCAAGGAACCAGUAGCCCCCCAGUGCUGAGUGAGUCCUUGGGACCACUAUUAGCACCCACUGCCAUGAGAGGGCCAAGGAGGGCACCGUUUAGGUUCCGAGAUGAGGAUUUUUCUUCCAAGUUAUCAUUAAACACUGGACAAGAAAAUGAUGACACGGAUGAAGAGAUACACAUAGAAGAAGAACUUCUGUUGGCUGGUAUGCACUCACCCCGUUCUCCUUCCAAUCAUCAAAGAAGUAGAUUCCUUGGGAUAUCAACGACUCCAGCCAAAAAUAAAAAUUUGGAAGAAAAUGCUGAAAAUCACAGAGCUAAUUCUUUAAGAAGAAGUGAUCCCAAGCAUGGCUCACUAAGGAUAAGCAAUCCAGUGGAGCCAGUGGCAAAGCAGUCUUCUGUUGGGCAAAGGAUGUCCCAAGACCCCAGGCUUCCUGAUGGGGAGUCUGUGAAGGAGAAUGACAGUGGUGGUAGUGAAAAUGAGAAAAAGGCCAAAUGGGACACCAAAUCUGAACCCAGGCGAGACAGUGGCGUCAGCCCUGAAGAUGUGCCGAGUGAUUGUAUUUCUAUGGAAAAUAGGUCUGCUAUCCAUGAUUGUGAAAGAGAUUGGCAAAACUAUUUAAAUGGUUCUAGAAAUUCGUUUGACUGCUUGCUUUCAGGUAGACCAGCUGUCCCAAGAUCAUCAGUGACUUCACCUUACAACACUCCUGGGCCGUUGAUACAUUCUGCUCUGAUAGAUGAUGUUCCAGUAGACCUGUCAGUGUCAUCUGUUUUAGUUCACAGUUCAGGCCCAGAGGAAAACUCAAGGUUCAAUGUCCGCCGGCCACUGUCCUCUAUCAGAAAUAGGAAUCCAUAUGCCAAUGCUGAGAACCACAAUUAUCUUCUAGUAAACAGCACCCAUGAAUUUGAUAUCAGGGGAACAGAGAGCACUACUUUAACAAGGCAACCUCAGGGAGUUCCUUUAUAUGCAGAAGAUCUCUUGCUAAAUCCUCAAGGCAGCUUCUCCUUGGUGGAUUCUCCCAGCCCUUCUCCAGCAAGAAGGGAUCUACAAGGUCGCUUACAUGUGCCCGAGACCCUGCAAGAAAAUAUACCUUUUACUUUCAUUGCAGUGUCUGAUUUUCCAAAUCCAAAUGAUCAUGGGGCCACCAUAGCAAUCUCUGGUUUCACAGAGGAGAAGGGGGCUACUGAGAUAAAGGCAGACCCUGAGAAACUCAAGAAAUUGCAAGAAAGUCUCCUGGAGGAGGACUACGAGGAGGAAGAAGACCUGUGUCGCAUCUGUCAGAUAGCCGGGGGUUCCCCAACCAACCCCCUCCUGGAGCCCUGCGGCUGUGUGGGAAGCCUACAGUUUGUUCACCAAGAGUGCCUGAAAAAGUGGCUGAAAGUGAAAAUAACAUCAGGAGCAGAUUUAAGCACUGUGAAGACUUGUGAGAUGUGCAAGCAGGGCCUAGUGGUCGACCUGGAUGACUUCAACAUGACUGAGUUCUACCAGAAGCACCGGCAAUCCCUGGCACAAAAUGAGCUGAUGAAUUCAGGCUUGUACCUGGUACUGCUGCUUCACCUCUAUGAGCAGAGGUUUGCAGAACUCAUGAGACUCAACUACAGGCGGGUUUUGAGAGAGAGGUUGUCAAGAAAUUACCCACAACCCAGACCGGAAGAAAAUGAAAGUAGGUUUGGGGGUCAGUCCUGCCAUUUUGAGGGUGUUCACUAAAUUGCUCUUUUUCUGUUACUGUGUUGAACCUAAUACCGUGGAAGGAAGUCAUGACCACCACCAGAGGCAAAAAUAACCCCAUAAAGCUUGGGAAA